Molecule: messenger RNA, 2094 nt
Organism: Saccharomyces mikatae IFO 1815
Lineage: Eukaryota; Fungi; Ascomycota; Saccharomycetes; Saccharomycetales; Saccharomycetaceae
Gene: PRR2
Product: serine/threonine protein kinase PRR2
Exons: 1
Coding region: 1-2094 (697 amino acids)
Biological process (GO): protein phosphorylation; intracellular signal transduction
Molecular function (GO): protein serine/threonine kinase activity; ATP binding
Source: RefSeq, a predicted model, not a curated record
AUGUCGUUUUCUAAACUUAUGCGAUAUAAUCAGAGAAACAAUAAAACAACAGCUUCCUUGACUGCAGAGAAUGCUUAUUCUGAUAAUUGUGUAUCCUCUGCUCUAGUAAGCGAGCCUGCUAACAGUAGCGUAAGCAUGACUGCAAAGAAGAAGGGGGAGGAGCCAAAUAAAUCAUAUGAUUACAUUUUGUCCUGUUUGCCUCCGGCACGUAGUGUAUUACAGAAUGGUUGUAUUCAAUCUUCAUGGGAUGACGAAAACACAAGCUUGCAAAAAAUAACCACUUCUUGGAUCGAGAAAAUUGACACAGAGAUGCCCAAUAAUAUAUCUAGAAUUGAUUCAAACAUUAUUUCCUCUCCUAUGGUAAGUAAAGUUGAGGAGAGGUUCAUUGUUCCAAGAGGUAAACUGAGAAAGAAUUCCAUGGAUUUUGCGUUUUCUUUUUCGAACUCAUUAAGUUUUCAUAAGAGUUGUAGCAAAUUCGUUUCUUUCACAUCUAAGAAGCAUAAUAAUGAUGAAAAAAGGCGCCAAUCUAAUGACAUCUGCAAUUUUACGGAUGACAAUAGUCAUCCUUCGAGCAGUGUUCACAAUAUCCCAGUCACAACAGCCACAAUGGUACGCAAUGAAAUUGCCACAGCCUCAUCAGAACAUGAAUAUGAGCUCAAUGAGCACGAUGGUAUGUUCACUACCCAUGUAUAUUCCCUAGGGGAUUCAAUCUCUUCCCUUUCCACUAAUCCUCUCGAUGACGCAUACUCAGAAGCUCUUCAAAUAAAUACAAUACAUAUCGAGAAUGCUGGGAACGCAGCUCAUCCAAGAAAGCGCUCUUAUGCGACUUCGUUCUCGAGUAUCAAGAGGCUUUUCAAAAUAACAUCAUUGAGCAAUUACAAACAUGGCCCAUAUGAUCACCAGAUAAACAAAAUUGCGGAUGACUGUGCAAUUGCAUCAUCAUUAAGCGAAACAACUUCUUCCUGCGCAUCAACUGCAUCACCUUCUGCCAUGUGUGAAGAGGAAGACAACGAUGAAGAUCAGAUUAUUCAAACUUUAUAUACCAACAUUGAAGCAUCCACAGAUUUGGUUUCCAGGAAAUAUAAGGACCUCAACGUUGUUCUCGGUGAAGGUUCAGGCGGCAUAGUAAAACUGGUAAAAAGAGUCCUGGAUAACAAAAAAUUCGCAUUAAAGGAAUACAGGUUCAAAAAAAAAAAAGAAUCCGAGAGAGAAUAUAUCAAGAAAAUAGUAUCCGAAUAUUGUAUUGCAUCCACUUUGAAAAACACAAAUAUUUGUGAAACUUUAGAAAUACUAUAUGAAAAUGGUAAAAUUUUCCAAAUUCUUGAAUAUUGCGAAUAUGAUUUAUUUGCGUUGGUUAUGAGUGAAAAAAUGCAAUAUGACGAAAUAUGCUGUCUUUUCAAGCAGCUGAUUAAUGGCGUAAAAUACUUGCACGACAUCGGUCUCUCUCAUCGUGAUUUGAAGCUAGAUAACUGUGUCGUGACACAAAAGGGAAUUUUAAAGUUAAUCGACUUUGGCGCUUCCAGUGUGUUCCACUAUCCCUUGUCGUCACAUUUGAUUGAAGCAAAUGGAAUCGUCGGUAGCGACCCCUACCUAUCGCCAGAGGUAUUUUAUUUUGAAGAGUACGAUCCAAGAGCACUCGACGUUUGGUCCAUCGGAAUAAUUUUCUUUUGCAUGAUAACUAGAAAAUUCCCUUGGAAGUACCCCAAAUUAAAAGAUGAGCAAUUCAAAGCAUUUUGUUCCGGGAGAGGUGUGUCAUAUUUCAAAGACCUAGUGACAAGUCCCGCUACUGAUUAUAACAAUCAGUAUGAUGAUGUUUACAAAGAGCAAGUCAUCGACAUGGGCCCCAAUUUCCUUUUGCACCGACUUCCUGAAGAGAGUCACACAAUAAUGAGUCGUAUACUAGAAAUUUCACCUUUCAAAAGAACUACCAUAAACGAAAUAUUACAAGAUGAUUGGGUCAAAGAAAUAGAAAUAUGCCAGGUUGUGAGCGCGGCGGGCUUAGAUGAGGCAUCGCCUCGAAUUAUAAACAAAGAUGAUCAUGUUCAUACAAACAUCGAUCAGCAAUACGCUCAUAUCGGCGGCCUGCAUCAGUAA